Bolinopsis microptera is the source of this 692-nucleotide messenger RNA. RefSeq lists its product as uncharacterized. NCBI's taxonomy places the organism in Eukaryota, Metazoa, Ctenophora, Tentaculata, Lobata, Bolinopsidae. The record is from RefSeq and is a predicted model, not a curated record. Bases 97 to 618 code for a protein of 173 amino acids. The transcript has 2 exons.
GAGAGUAAGCAACAACAGUUCUAUCGUUGAGAGCAUUUGUAGCUCCUCCCUCAGGUCACUUAACGGCUAAACACAGCUUUCUGCCAACUUCAACUCAUGUCAUUUUCUAGUUUACCCCCGACACCUUUACCUCGUAGCAAGGAUCAGCAGCGCCGCUACCAAACUCCUCGACUUAACUCGUACCGCCUCACACCACCCCCAACACCUACCAUCCUGCCGCCUACUCAGCAACCAGACGUCUUCCUCGCCAGACAGAUUCCUAAAACACCUUACAAUAAAUUGGUUUACAACAUUACCAACCCUUAUCACAGCAACCCCUUCUGGGGAUUAGCACAGAAAGAGAUGGAUCAGCAGUGCACCGCCUCCCUUAGCAAGGUGCAGCGUAUCAGAACCUCUAAGGACGGCUCUGUGAUUGCGAUAUCGUGCGACGGCAGCAUGGCUUUCUCGUACCUGUCACGCGUGUCGCACAAGUCGUACUGGAUGCGAGAACUGCGUCUCAAGUCGGAGUCUCAACUCAGACAUUGCAUUCAGAGAAUCAAACAGCAGAUUGGAGCUAUAAUCUGUUAUCUCAUCUUCGCUGGACUUCUCAGACUCUACACUCAAACUCACUUAUCUUAGACGUUGUUAAUUCAGAGUAAUUGCUUUUAUUUUUGCUGAGCUGAACUAUUUGUAAAGUACAAAAUAUGUGUCUU